CUUUGACGUGGAACUACGAUUCGCUACUUUCCUUUGAUUUGCAAUGUCUGUACCUGCCUAUCAGCCCUUCUCUCCACUCGGUAUUCCGCAAAAGCAGCAGGAAAAGACCCAAUAUUCCCCAUGGAACCCCAUGGGCUGGUACAGCUCCGUUAAUUCCUACAGACAGCGCCUCAACUUGCCCAAUCCCGGCAAAUUUGAGAGACUGCACUUUGAAACAAAAGACACUUUCUUGACCAACUAUAUUUUCGAUGGUGCACAAGCCAACAUUAUUAAGGAGCUCUCCGGAAACUUCCAUGUUCAACAUCAGUUCUCCCUUGGCUCUCAAGUUGCUCCCCCAAUGUAUAACUUCAUGGCUGGUUAUACUACCGAGAGAACCAUGAUGCAAGGUACUAUGGACAAUGAUACCAACAUGAACGGUACCAUUAGACACAUGUGGAGCCCUAGCUCAAUGACCAAGAUUGUUGGACAGUUCACCAAUACCCCUGGACACUCCAUGAUUCAAUUGGAACAGGAUUAUAUUGGAACUGACUUCUCUGCCAACGUCAAGGCAAUGAACCCCAGUCCCUUGGAAUUUACUGGUAUCUAUAUGGCAUCAUACCUUCAAUCCCUCACCUCUAAUUUUGCUGUUGGUUCGGAAUUCGUUCUCCAACGCCCUACUACCGAGAUUGAAGAGUCUAUGAUGUCCCUUGUGGGCAAGUAUACCGGCAAAGACUUCGUCGCUACUGCCCAAUUCCAGGGUGUUGGAGUUGUUCAAGCUACCUACUAUCAGCGCAUCAACGAGAAGGUCGACUUUGGUGUCGAGCUCAACUUGGUUGCUCAAGGUGGCAGACGAGAAGCCGUUGCUACUGUUGGUGGUAAAUUUGAUUUCCGACAAGCUACUUUCCGUGGACAAAUCGAUACGACUGGUCGUACUUCUGCUGUUUUGGAAGAAAAGAUGGCACCUGGUUUCUCCUUCCUUGUGAGCGGUGACUUGGAUCAUAUGAAGGGUCAGAGUAAAUUCGGUGUUGGUAUUAUGCUAUCUGCUUAGAAGAAAAAACCUAUCUCCUUCUUUUCUCCCUUUUCCCUCUUGUGUAUUAUUGCCACUUGCUUUGUGAAAAAAGUCCCAAUUUUUUUCGAAUAUAUAAAAGACAUACAAGCACUUGAUUUAGACAAAUACAUAAUCCUGCGAAUGUGCAUCUAUGGACUUGCAGAAGGGGAUGAUGCCUGAGUUGUAAGCUAAUGUAAGGCUUAUCGGUGGCAAUUCGCGGGAAAUCCAAGUGAACGGUGCCGGUAAGACGUUAUAAGUUUACGUUGAAGACGAAAUGUCAUUCCACAGAUGAAUUAACGUCUGUUUGGCUUGCGAAUGAUAGCGAGGUAGUUUGAGAAUUAAGUAUGGGGAAGAGAGGUU
Molecule: messenger RNA, 1387 nt
Organism: Umbelopsis ramanniana AG
Lineage: Eukaryota; Fungi; Mucoromycota; Umbelopsidomycetes; Umbelopsidales; Umbelopsidaceae
Exons: 5
Coding region: 44-1027 (327 amino acids)
Biological process (GO): protein import into mitochondrial matrix
Cellular component (GO): mitochondrial outer membrane; mitochondrial outer membrane translocase complex
Molecular function (GO): transmembrane protein transporter activity
Source: RefSeq, a predicted model, not a curated record